Molecule: messenger RNA, 1849 nt
Organism: Amphibalanus amphitrite
Lineage: Eukaryota; Metazoa; Arthropoda; Thecostraca; Balanomorpha; Balanidae
Product: protein Skeletor, isoforms B/C-like
Exons: 6
Coding region: 423-1016 (197 amino acids)
Source: RefSeq, a predicted model, not a curated record
GACCACCCUCGCCAUUACAGUGCCUCAAGGUGUUGGACGUCUUCAAGGGCGUAUGUCCAGACGAGAAGGUGGGCGGUCUCAGCAACUUCCAGUUCACAUCGCGCUCGAGAGAGGACGGCAUCACUUCCUUCCAAUUCCGCAGGGACUUCGAUACGAGGGAUGAGGGAGAUAUUCUCGUCAGCGACACGGAGGGCGCCUACAUCAUCUGGGCCAUCGGUAAGCUGGACAAGGACCUGAAGCCCACCUUCCACCGGCUCUACCCCAAACACAACAUCAAGAUCAACUUCAACCGCAAGCCGGAGGAGCUCAACUGCCAGGCCUUCACAUCUGUACAGCACCCCAAACGGAAGCCGUGGGGGCCGUUCCACUUUUCGGACAUCAACAUCCAGAAGAUCACGGCCCGGCUGGGACCCUCGGGCGGCAUGAGGGGAUUCACGGGAACGACAGGUCAGCUGUCAAGUAGCCUGGCCUGGUAUCUACACGGGUAUCUGGUGCCCGAGAUCUACCUGAAGCGGGGCCAGACCUACAAGUUUCUGGUGGAAGGAGGAAAGAACCCGGCAGAUCCCGAGUUCUACCAUCCGUUCAUUAUCACAGAUGACCCGGUGGGCGGCUACGGCCAGCUGGACGAGGAGGCGCGCCGGGAGAUCCGCGUGCUCGCCGGCGUGGAGUUCACCAGACGGGGGAAACCCCAGCCCACUGCAGCGGGUCGGCUCUGCGUGUGGAAACACCAGGACACGGGCGACCGGCGGCUGGACGACGACUUCAGCGACUUCAAGCGGUUCCGCAACUCUCUGCGGCUGCACUGCGAGGGCGGCGAGGCGGCCGUACUCGAGGUGACGCCCAACAACACGUGGCCGGCCACCGUCUACUACCACAGCUACAGCCGACCGCACAUGGGCUGGCAGCUGCACAUCGUCGACGAGCUGCCCGUGCUGGUGGGGGCGGCGGCGCCGGGAGCGGCGGCAGCCGCCGCGCUCACCCUGGCCGCCCUCCUGGCUCUUGCCAUUGGAGCGUAGGAAGCGGAGGGGUAGACAUGUAGAUGGCUGUUGAUUUGGGAGGGAGGUAGAGACAAAAAGACGAAGGAGACAUGACGCAGGCGCUAAAUUAGUGCCUUUUGUAAAUACCACUCUGCGUUUCAAAGAAUGUUGAUUUGUUUUACGCUGGUGGCUUUCCUGGGAUGAAUCAUUAGGGAGUGUAAUGGAUCGCGAAAACCCGAUAAUGUGUUUUGAUAAAUUUAUGGUUUACAACGUCUUUUUAAGAUUCGCAAUCGCAAGGUAGUCGUUCGAUAUCAGACUUUGUGUCGAACUUCCGCUGUCUUUUUGUUUCUGACGGCCCGUGAGGACUGAUACACAAACACUGUUCCGAUCCUGUCUGGGAGGCGCAGACACCGUUCCGGUCCUGUCUGGGAGGCACAGACACCGUCCUGACGGCUGUCUGGGAACCAGGUCGAGCCCACGUUUCGAUUCGGUGCUGCGGUUGUGCGUUCCGGCCGAUCGCCAGGGACUCUUCUCGUUUGUGCGCGCUGAUCCGACGCGCCGACGCCGGUCUUCUGUGAUUGUUGAGUGCGCUGAACUCGUGGUCUUUGCGCUCAGCCUGUUUGGGGCGCAGCGGUGCGGCGCAGUGCGACACAGGGAGGUAACGCGACGGUGCGGCAGCUGGGUAAACGAGGCCGUUGCUAACCGUCACUUUUAUGGUUGUGUUAGAUGCUGAGCCACGAGAUUUUAUGGUUCGAAUGGGGCGCGGUCGUCUAUUUUAUUAGCUUUGAGUCGUAGGCAUGUAAGUCGUGAUUAAAUUUAAGAAGGCUCUUGACGGUUUGUCAACGAAUAGAUAUACAUUUUACAACAAAAUA